Messenger RNA from Dicrocoelium dendriticum, 1058 nucleotides. NCBI's taxonomy places the organism in Eukaryota, Metazoa, Platyhelminthes, Trematoda, Plagiorchiida, Dicrocoeliidae. The record is from the annotation of a GenBank genome assembly.
GUACAUGACUCUGGAGCUACUGGAGAGUCGGUUAAAUGAUUUAGAAAGGAUUAUUUUUGGAGACAGGCAUGGGCUCUCGGCUCUCUCGGAGGUAAAACGACCAAUUUUCGAUCAACUGGUCUCAGCUCAUAACGCCAUAGCUUCGGCGGAGAAGCGCCCCUUAGUGGCCAAGAUGCUUGCUCGCACUACAGAAAUACAAAAAUACACGGAUCCGAAUUUUAUCGAGGAUGACACGAUGUCUUCGAGAGCAAAGGUAGAAAUCCUUCUUGCAGAGAAGGAAAAAUUGGAAGACACUGCUGUUGCCUUGGCAAACAUACAGGCGCUUGCCGGAGUGCUCAACCAUCCCUCGUUCAAAGCUUUGAACGAUAUGCGAAAGAAAAUGAUGAACUUGCAUGAUCACCUUUUGGGACAACAACGAAAAUCGGCACUUCUACUGUCAGAGUCUCGGGAAUUGCUGAGUUCAUAUUUCCGCAUGAUUCUCGGUCUCUCAAAACUUUUCAUCCAUUGGAACCACAAGGCUUCCAGCUCUGAUACUGCCGAAUCCUAGAUGUUGGACCACGGAGCCGUCUUGGUUUUUGUAAUUUGCACCACGCGUUCUGUUGACCUGCUCGUAGUUCUACGGGAUCAUCGGUGUCAUAUCACACAUCGUUUUGACUAAGUGGAUCUGUGGUUCUUCAUCUAAUGACAUCGUGUGUGCAACAUCCCAUUGAGAUUUACGUAUCCACCGACACGAUUCACAUGCGAGCAAACCACUGCGCCAACUUUUGAAAACAAUGAUAGUGAACCACUUGAGCUGUAAUCACUUUCGCAUUGCGACUCUGAAAUCACUGACCCCAUUUCAUCCGGCGUUCGUUGCCGCAGUUGAUUCCAAUCAACAGUGAGGUUUAGACUGUGCACCCGUUCACUAAUGUUCUCGUACCAACUGGGUCAUGUGACUACAUGCAGCAACUCAUGAGGCAGAUUUAUUCGCUCUGCUCUUAUGGUGCUGCAAUUGCGUACGAUAAUGAUAUCGCGAUGCCUUGAACGAAGGUAGUAUGACCUGCGGAGUAAAAGAGGUG